AUUGUUCCGCAGAGGGACGAUGUUCAUGCAAAAAAGGCCAAACCAAUUUUUGGAAUAAUCUUCUUUUCUCUUCUUUCUUUUUGUGAUAGUCAUACGAGUAUUUGCUGUGAACACAUAACAUAAAUGAAGUUGUUUAAAUUCGUCGGUAUAUUUUUCGUACUUGUAUCGUUGUGCGUGAUGACGAGCUUGGCCGAAUUCUCCGACAGGGCGACGUAUAUUGUCGCUUUGAAGGAGCCUGCAACGGAAGAAAAAUUUCACGAAGCCAAGGCUGAUAUUGAAAAAUGCGGGGGAAAAGUAACUUACGAAUUCCACAGCGCAUUAAAGGCCCUGCUGGUGUCUUUUCCAAAGGACAAGGUUUCCGUCUUAGAAAAGAAGAGUUACGUGGAUUUCAUUGAAGAGGAUAAAGAAGUUCACACAUGGUGAAAAUAACGGGUUCUAAGACGAAUCAAUGAAUAAAAGUCGCGUUUCUCGAUGAAAUUUGCAUAAAAAGGUCCAGCUUCCGUACAAAUGAG
Messenger RNA from Radiomyces spectabilis, 512 nucleotides. RefSeq lists its product as uncharacterized. Gene Ontology annotation, molecular function: endopeptidase inhibitor activity. Lineage: Eukaryota; Fungi; Mucoromycota; Mucoromycetes; Mucorales; Radiomycetaceae. Gene Ontology annotation, biological process: vacuole fusion, non-autophagic. The record is from RefSeq and is a predicted model, not a curated record. The coding region runs from base 124 to 423 and encodes 99 amino acids. The transcript has 3 exons.